AUGUCUACUUCACCGUCUAACUUAUGCAUGUUUAUCCUACCCGAAAACGACAAACUCCGUGGCUACGAAAACUAUGCCGCUUGGAAGAUCCUUAUGGGAAUUAAUGGAAGACCGAGAGGACUACACAAAUAUUGGGAGAAUCAAGUUGUUGUCCCUGCGGGGAUAGACAGUCCUAUCCCAGCCAACGAUCCCACAACAGAAACCGAAAAACCAAUCGACGUUCCCGCUGCUAUCACGCCGACUCAGACUCCCGAGAAGUCGACUCCCCUCCUAUCCACCACUCCAACUCUACUCGAAUACGAACUCCGCGAAAAUGUGGCGCUAUCAUCGGUGUUAAUUAACAUCGCUGAUCUCUCCGGUUCCGGCAUUGAUGCAUUGGGCGCCACCAAAGCACAUGUCGCGUGGAAAUUCCUCGAGGACCAAUAUGGGAGGACAAGUGAUCGGGCAAGGAACAUGUGUGAAGAGAAGCUGUCGAGGUAUAGAAUGGCUGAGGGGGCGGUUGUUGCAGGUGCAGGAGGUCACAUAGAGAAAAUGCGUACCUUGCGGAAGCUUGCAAACGAUACCGGCGCCAAUAUCGAUAACCAGCGCUUCAUAACCAAACUCCUCGACUCUUUCCCUGAAUCAUGGGACACUGUCAUCAACAGCAUGUACAGUGAAAAAGAUCUCAACACCGUCAUAAUGAAUCUAACAACCCACGCCGAACGACUCAGUAUCCGCGAAGGAAAAUCCAAAGAACCUGACUUGCCUACACCGCCGUCUAUCGACACCGUCAAAGCGCUUGAAGCAACCAUCCUUGCUUUACAAGCUGAGAUGAAAACGUUCAGACCUUUUCAACACCAGUGUGGAACGACCAACCCCAGUAAAGCUCAUUUGAUAUGUGCAAACUUACUAUGUGGAAAGGUCGGCCACCUUAUGGAGGAUUGUUUUGGACCCGGAGGUGGGAAAGCUGUGUUUGAAAGUCCGGUUCGGUCCGGUUUUUUGAUGCCCAGGGGCGUUAACCGUAACCGUAACUGGUCUGCCUUUUCCCCAGAAGUCAAAAGACCAGACCGGACCGCAAAAAGACCGCAGACCGCGGUUUUUUGCGGUCUAUAG
Molecule: messenger RNA, 1092 nt
Organism: Laccaria bicolor S238N-H82
Lineage: Eukaryota; Fungi; Basidiomycota; Agaricomycetes; Agaricales; Hydnangiaceae
Exons: 2
Coding region: 1-1092 (363 amino acids)
Source: RefSeq, a predicted model, not a curated record